UCUCCUUCUUCCUCUGCUCUAAAAAGUUCAUUACUAUAUAUUCAUCUCUCCCUUUCUUUUCUCCUCUUUCUCUUUCUCUAACAAACAACUGCAUACCCUCCAUGAAAAGAGCUUAGCCACACACAUUGGAAAAAACCUCCAUGAAAAGAGCUUAGCUAAAAAAAAAAGCAGAAAAAAAGGUUGAAGAUUCUGUUUUUAUUAGUGAAAAAAAUGGGGAAGUAUAUGAGGAAGUCAAAAAAGUCAGGGGAAGUAUCAGUAUCACCUCUUGGUGUUUUAACAAGGGCUAAAACCCUAGCUCUUUCGAAAUUGGUUUCACCGGCGGCUACAGAAUCCGGCUCCGGCGGUGAUGGUGGGUCCUACCUAGAGCUUCGUAGUAGAAAGUUAAUCAAACCCUUUUCGGUUCUUGAAGGGAGGAAGCAGAAAAAUGGUGUUUCAAAAGAUCCCAAUUUGUUAAACCCUAAAAACCCUAAUGUUUUAAGAACUAGUUCUGAAGAGGUAAAGGAGAAUAGCUGCUUUGGUGGUGAUGUGGCUGUUGAAGCUUCUUUUGGGGAGAAUUUGUUGGAAUUUGAAGGUAGAAAAAGGACCACCAGGGAAAGCACACCUUGCAGUUUGAUAAGAGAUUCAGACAACAUGCAAACCCCUGGUUCCAGUACGAGGCGUAUUAAUGCAACCAGCAGAGUACCAAAUUUGCUACGAACGAAUAUCCCGACAGCUCAUGAAAUGGAUGAGUUUUUCACCAGUGCAGAAGAGCAGCAGCGGAGACGAUUCAUCGAGAAGUACAACUUUGAUCCAUUGAAUGAGAAGCCCCUUCCCGGACGUUACGAAUGGGUGAAAGUAGAUUGCUAGAUAUGUCCUGCAUUUUCUUGUUUCAUCUUUAGGUUUAGAUAAAGGUGUAGGAAAAUAGCAGCAGGUAAGUUUUAGUGUUCUACAAUGAUGAUUGUGAAAUUUCUAUUUCCAAUCACUCUUUGACUUUGUAAAGAAACUAGGGGCAGUAAGUGUUUAGAAGGGUAGACUAAUGAUCUGUAACAUAACAAAGCUUGUGACAUUAAACAACCAAAUACAAGGAAAGAUCCUUUGACUAACAGAUCAUGAAAAGGGAAGGGAAAGAAGAAAGGGCAGUAGUAGUAGUAGUAGUAAUCUCGAUUAGUGUCUUAAGUGGUACAGAAGGUAGGUCUACUAAUCCUUGUUUUCAGUAGUUUCUUUUGUUCAUAAUUGUACUGAUGGGAACUUGUUUUUAGACAUAUUCUGAAUAAAAUGACCCUCAAAGUUUUCCCCCCUUUA
Molecule: messenger RNA, 1281 nt
Organism: Nicotiana attenuata
Lineage: Eukaryota; Viridiplantae; Streptophyta; Magnoliopsida; Solanales; Solanaceae
Product: cyclin-dependent kinase inhibitor 4-like
Exons: 3
Coding region: 211-846 (211 amino acids)
Biological process (GO): negative regulation of cyclin-dependent protein serine/threonine kinase activity
Cellular component (GO): nucleus
Molecular function (GO): cyclin-dependent protein serine/threonine kinase inhibitor activity
Source: RefSeq, a predicted model, not a curated record